Messenger RNA from Anopheles arabiensis, 1064 nucleotides. It is a transcript of the gene RpL6, whose product is annotated as 60S ribosomal protein L6. The transcript has a single exon. NCBI's taxonomy places the organism in Eukaryota, Metazoa, Arthropoda, Insecta, Diptera, Culicidae. The coding region runs from base 58 to 870 and encodes 270 amino acids. The record is from RefSeq and is a predicted model, not a curated record. Gene Ontology annotation, molecular function: RNA binding; structural constituent of ribosome. Gene Ontology annotation, cellular component: ribosome; cytosolic large ribosomal subunit. Gene Ontology annotation, biological process: cytoplasmic translation; ribosomal large subunit assembly.
UAACCUCAAAAGGUUCUUUUCUAGGAGUGUGUUUCACUUAUUUACACGUGUUUCAGGAUGGCCCCAAAGGAAACGAAGGCCGCCGCUCCGGCCAAGGCUGUUAAGAAGGUCCGAAAGGCACCGAAAAAGGUGCAGAAGGUCAGCAAGUACCCGGCCAGCCUGCUAACGGCCGGACUGUACCGUGCGGUGCGCUCCCGGAUGGUCAAGACGCGUCUGCCCCUCUCCGCCAAGACGGUAGAUCCGGCGAAGGUGAAGCCGAAGAAGCCCGUCACCAUCGUGAAGAAGAUUGGCGGUGCGAAGAACGGCGGCGAGCGUACGGUGCUGCUGCGCAAGAACAAGGCCAACCUGCCGACGAAGCGCUUCGCCCACAAGCGCCCGGCCAAGAGGUGCUUCCGCAACCACAAGCGCAACAUCCGCAAGUCGCUGAAGCCCGGCAAGGUGCUGAUCCUGCUCGCCGGCCGUCAUAAGGGAAAGCGAGUGGUGCUGCUGAAGACCCUCAAGACCGGACUGCUCCUGGUGACCGGUCCGUUCCAGCUCAACUCCUGCCCGAUGCGCCGUAUCGCGCAGAACUACGUCAUCGCCACCACGACGCGCGUCAACCUGCGGGGCGUGAAGGUGCCGGAGCACAUCGACGAUCGCUACUUCCGACGCGUCCACCCGAAGAAGGACUCGCGCACCGAGCGGGACAUCUUCGCGCGCAAGGAGUUCAAGUACGUGCCGACGGAGCAGCGCAAGGCGGACCAGAAGACGGUCGACACCGCGGUGAUGGCCGCCAUCAAGGCCCACCCGGAGGGCAAGCUGAUUCAGCGCUACCUGAAGUCGAUGUUCUCGCUGCGCACCAACAUGUUCCCGCACCGUAUGAAGUUCUAAGUUGGUUGGAAUUCGGGUGAGGAAGAAGGUGUGAGUGUGAGUGCGUACGCGCGCGUGUAAACAAAGUGCUACCACCACCCCCGGCCAUUGUUUCGGGCUACACGUAUCGAAGGAGCGCGCGGAAUAUUUACUUUAUAACAUCCCACGGCUGGAUAUUGGAUCAGCGUUAAGGAAAUAAUAAAAUUUAAAGAUUA